CCUGGGGAGCUGGAGGCUGUGUGUUUGGGGCCAGGUCUUGGGCGGUGCCAGGGGCCCCGGGGCAGAGCUCUGACAGAGUGACCACUGAACACAGGGGCCGGAGACCACAGGGUGUUGGAGCAGAAUCCUGGCAGACCAUAGGCCAGCUGAGCAGCUCUGGAUGAACAAGGAAUUUGGGACCCACAGAGAGAAGGUACGCAGGCAGCCACUGAAUCCUGGAGAUGAAGGGCGUUCUCAUACUGGCCUGGUUCCUGGCUUGUAGUGUGCCUACUGUCCCAGGGAGCUUGCUGGACCUGAGUUCAAUGAUUGAAGAUGUGACUGGGAAGCCUGCCUUGAAGAGCUUUGGCUUCUACGGCUGUUACUGUGGCUGGGGGGGCAAAGGGACCCCCGUGGAUGCUAUUGACUGGUGCUGUUGGCGGCAUGACGUCUGCUAUGCGGAGCUGGAGAGGAAAGGCUGCAACGUCUUGACACAGUCGUACAGAUACAGAGUCAGACAGGGCCUGGUCACCUGUGAACUCGGGUCCCACUGCCAGAUGGAGCUCUGUGCCUGUGACCAGAAGCUCGUCCACUGCCUGAAGAGAAACAGAAGGAGCUACAGCCCUCUUUACCAAUACUUCCCCAACUUCCUCUGCAUCUAAUUGUCCACUGAGCUCCUCCUGGACCACGAAUUUUACUCCCUUCUUCUCCAGCACAGAGCUCACCUAUGCUGCUGGGUUCCUCAGAGAGUCUCCUGGGUUCUGUGAGCUCCUUCCUUUUCAAUGGUCCACGGGGCUUGAAGGAGCCCCAUGGCCACACCUCACCCUCCAGAGAGUCCCAUGGAAGUGACUCUGGUCAUCGGACUUGAUAAGGUCAGGGUCUCUGGCCGCCGGAUGCAAGGUCGGCUGCUCUGGUGCCGAGAGCCCGCCCCUCGCUCCAGGCCAGCCGUGUGUCUCCUCGCCCCUGAAGACAGCCCUGCUUCUCUACGAGGAAGACUUUCUCGGGAUGCAUUCACUUUUCAACUCUUCAGUCGGAGGAUCACUGCCACCCUGUAGAGAAGUUUUGCUCAAGUAGAAGCAACAUUGACUCCAUACAUCUAUCAUCUGGAUUUUAAAUAAAAUUCCUUCUUAAGACUAAUAAUAACCACAC
This is a messenger RNA of Vicugna pacos (alpaca), 1125 nucleotides long. RefSeq names its product phospholipase A2 group V (gene PLA2G5). Lineage: Eukaryota; Metazoa; Chordata; Mammalia; Artiodactyla; Camelidae. Gene Ontology annotation, molecular function: calcium ion binding; phospholipid binding. The record is from RefSeq and is a predicted model, not a curated record. Gene Ontology annotation, biological process: negative regulation of T cell proliferation; lipid catabolic process; phospholipid metabolic process.